AAUAACGAACCGCAAGGGCUUGGGGAUUUCAGCAAAUCAAACCAGAGCCAGAGGAGGAUUCGACAACAACGCUGCAAAUCCCUCCUCCUCCCCUCCUUCGAUUCCCUCAUAGCUGAUAGAUAUCCAGUCAUGUCUUGGUGCACAAUUGAGUCUGAUCCUGGUAAAUCCAAAGUCAAGUAAAAGGAGAAUCCAAAAUCAACGCAUGCGUAAAAGUUGCUUACUAAAAGAACAUGUAAUUGUUUGUUCUAUAUUGCUAAAAUUCAAGCCCUCCUUCAUUGGCUCAAUAGUAAGGUUACCACUAAUUCAAAGCAUAGCUGCAUAAAAGGCGUUUUUACUGAACUUAUUCAGCAGAUGCAAGUAAAAGGCGUACAGGUGGAGGAGUUGUAUUCAUUGGACAUCGAUUCUCUGAAUAAUUUUAGGCCUGUAUAUGGGUUGAUUUUUCUUUUCAAAUGGCGUCCAGGGGAAAAGGAUGACCGUGUUGUAAUCAAGGAUUCAAACCCUAACUUGUUUUUUGCGAGUCAGGUUAUCAAUAAUGCUUGUGCAACACAAGCUAUCUUGUCUAUCCUCAUGAACUGUCCCGAUGUUGACAUUGGCCCCGAGUUGUCGAAGUUGAAAGAAUUCACCAAGAAUUUUCCACCUGAGCUCAAAGGUUUAGCAAUCAAUAAUAGUGAAGCUAUACGGGCAGCCCAUAAUAGUUUCGCAAGGCCUGAGCCUUUUGUUCCAGAGGAGCAGAAGGCAGCGAGCAAAGAUGAUGAUGUGUACCAUUUUAUAAGCUACCUACCUGUUGAUGGGGUUCUGUAUGAACUUGACGGAUUAAAGGAAGGACCCAUCAGCCUUGGUCUGUGCUCUGGUGGGCAAGGCGACAUGGAUUGGCUGUCAAUGGUGCAACCGGUAAUCCAGGAACGCAUUGAAAGGUAUUCCCAGAAUGAGAUAAGAUUCAAUCUCAUGGCAGUCAUCAAGAAUAGGAAAGAGAUGUAUACUACAGAACUGAAGGAGCACCAGAAGAGGAGAGAGCGUAUCUUGCAGCAACUGGCUGCCCUACAGCCAGAGAGACUGGUGGGCAAUAGUAAUGUUGAAGCGUUAAACAAAUCUCUCUCGGAAGUGAAUGCUGGAAUAGAAGCUGCUACUGAGAAGAUUUUAAUUGAGGAGGAAAAGUUCAAGAAAUGGAGAACAGAAAAUAUUCGCAGGAAGCACAAUUAUAUCCCUUUUUUGUUCAACUUCCUUAAGAUUCUUGCUGAAAAGAAGCAGUUGAAGCCCCUAAUUGAGAAGGCCAAGCAGAAAACAAACAACUCUAGAUGAAUCAUAUUUCUUGUUUGUUGUAACCUCAGUUUUAUGGAGCUAUAUUGAUUUUAAAUCAACAUCCAAGGAUUUCGUGGUCA
This is a messenger RNA of Carya illinoinensis, 1379 nucleotides long. Its product is annotated as ubiquitin carboxyl-terminal hydrolase 2-like. The record is from RefSeq and is a predicted model, not a curated record. The transcript has 7 exons. Gene Ontology annotation, biological process: ubiquitin-dependent protein catabolic process; protein deubiquitination. Gene Ontology annotation, cellular component: cytoplasm. Gene Ontology annotation, molecular function: cysteine-type deubiquitinase activity. Lineage: Eukaryota; Viridiplantae; Streptophyta; Magnoliopsida; Fagales; Juglandaceae. Bases 352 to 1299 code for a protein of 315 amino acids.